Molecule: messenger RNA, 1911 nt
Organism: Schistocerca gregaria
Lineage: Eukaryota; Metazoa; Arthropoda; Insecta; Orthoptera; Acrididae
Product: UDP-glucosyltransferase 2-like
Exons: 7
Coding region: 244-1785 (513 amino acids)
Molecular function (GO): UDP-glycosyltransferase activity
Source: RefSeq, a predicted model, not a curated record
ACUUGGAGGAGCUAAAGGAAAGUUGUAUUUAUACACAUGGGUUAUUGACGUAUGUUUAACUACGUGUGCGUGUUCGAGUGUCUCUUACGUUCAGUGAUGUCUAGGAAGUGUUGUUAAUUCACCAUAUCUUUUCUAUUAUGUGUGUGGCAAGUUUAUGACUAAGUCUCAAAGACAUCCCAUUUCACCGAUCGUCAAAAAUCAUACGAGUUGUAUUCUGAAUCCAAGGUAUAUGAGGGAGGAACCAUGCUGCAAGUGGUUGCGUUUUCGCUGCUGGCGUUGGUGAGCACGUCAUCAGCAGCUAAGAUCUUGGUGAUCGCACCGUCACCGGCCUACAGCCACCAGCAGCCAUUCCACAUCCUGACAAAGGCUCUGCUGCAGAGGGGCCACCGAGUCACCCUCAUGACGACUGAUUCCAUGAAGAUAUCUCAUGAGAACUAUACCGAGAUUGACUUGUCAAUAGCUUACAGAUACGUAAGAGGCCACUAUGAUUUUGUGAAGGUAUACGAAGAAACACCGACCCGGUCGAUGGCAAUGAGGCUGCACAUUUCCGCUAACUCGGCUGCGAUGCAGUUAAAUGAGACUUCGGUACAGAGGUUCAUCAGAUCUGGCGAAACGUACGACCUUGCGAUUCUGGAGGACUUUAUAUACAUGUGUUAUUAUGGACUCAUACACAAAAUGGGCUCGCCUCCUGUCGUGAAGGUUCUGACGAUGACGGCUCCCUCGUCCGUCUACUACAAUUUCGGAAGCCCCAUGAACCCCGCCUACAUGCCUGAUAUGUGGCUCGGCUACUCAGACCAUAUGAAUUUCUGGCAGCGGCUGUACAACACGUACUUCUAUUUAAGGCUGAUGCACAUGUGGUUCUGUCAGGCGAUGCCAGUUCAUGAAGCACUUAUGAGGAAACACUUUGGUCCAGAUCCUCCGUCUGUGUACGAAGCGGACAGGAACGUCAGUCUCCUCAUAACCACCAACCACUUCGUCAUGGAAUAUCCUCGCCCGCACUUGCCCAACAUCAUCGAGAUCACCGGAAUCCACGUUGCCACAGAACAGAAGCCUCUGCCCAAGGACAUCAAGCAGUUCCUGGAUGGGGCAGAACACGGCGUCAUCUACUUCAGCCUAGGAACCAAUGUCCGCAGCAAUGCGAUGUCAGACUCGAAGCGACAGGCGUUCAUCGAAGCAUUCCGAGAGCUGCCCCAGAGGGUCCUCUGGAAGUGGGAGAACGACUCCCUGCCUGGUCAACCAGACAACCUCAUGGUCAGCAAGUGGCUACCACAGCAGGACGUACUAGCUCAUCCAAACGUGCGACUCUUCAUCACGCAAGGUGGCCUGCAGAGUCUGAAUGAAGCCACUUACCACGCCGUGCCGCUGCUGGUCAUCCCGUUCUUCUGCGACCAGGGGCACAACGCCGCCAAGAUACAACAGAGUGGGGCCGGCGUCCGGAUAGAGUAUAGAGACAUCACCAAGGACGCCUUGCUGAGUAACAUACGGACCGUCCUUCACGACUCCAAGUACAAGGAAAACAUGAGGACUUUGUCGUCGGUAUUCCGCGAGCACAAGGCGGACUCUGUGGAGCGCGCCGUGUGGUGGAUCGAGUACGUGAUACGUCACAAGGGGGCCCCGCACUUACGCAGUGCAGCCCUCGACCUGCACUGGUGGCAGCGGCUUCUGCUCGACGUCAUCGCUUUCGUCCUUGUGGUGGCCGCCAUUGCAGUCUAUCUUAUGUGCAUAUCUAUUCGCAGACUUGUCCAGUUUCUCUCAGGAUUUAAAGUGAGGGUAAAAACUGAGUAAUUAUUCAGCUGUAGAGUCACUGAAAACUAUAACUGUGGCAUUGCAUCAGAAUUUGUAUCUGAAAUCUCUUUGACGUAAAAAUAUGACAAUACAUUCCUGCAACCUGGUACGGAAGAUUAAUUUCAA